CAGGAUUACACGCCAGUGAGUAUCAUUUUAUCUGUAAUUUCCUAGUAAACCUUAGCUUUGGUUUUGUUUGUUUUGUUAAAAGUGUUAAAUGUUAAAAUAGUUAUAAUCGGAAAAGGAAAACUUUUGAUGAUAACCAGACCAUGGCAGAUAGAGCUGGAAACAAGUACUCUGUAUUCGUGGAUAAGGUCAAACAAUGGAAAUCUUACUACGAUAAAGAAGGCAUACCAGGACUAGUAAAACACUUUCAGACAAAUUUAAACGAAUGGAAGGAUGUCCACAUCAAAGUUGCCGUAACAGGGAGAUCAGGAGCCGGAAAGUCAUCCUUUAUCAAUGCUAUAAGGGACGUUGAUGCAGAUGAUGAUCAGGAGGAGGAUGAUGAUCGUAAACCUGCGGGAGUAGGUGUUACAGAAUGCACUACUGAGGUUCAAGAUUACAUUUACCCUGGUAAUAACCAGUUCCGGUUAUACGAUCUGCCAGGAGUGGGCACUCAGAAAUUUCCGCAAGCAACCUAUCUUAAGGACGUUGACUUCGAAAAGUACGAUUUGCUUAUAAUCAUCACCGAUACAAGGUUUAUGAAUGAAGAUCUCUGGCUGGCUCAGCAGGCGGUCGAAUGUCAUAAACCGUUUUAUUUUGUACGCUCUAAGAUAGAAAACGAUAUUCGAAAUGACAAGCAAGCCCAUCGGAAAACACAUAACGAAGCUGCCCUGUUGAAAAAAAUAAGAGAAGACAUGGCGUCGAACUUAAAAAGUUUUGACGUGAAGGAUAUUUUUCUUAUCGACAACUACGACACACAGUCAUAUGACUUUGGACUUUUAACGACAAAAUUAAUUCAAGAGGCUAAUGAGAUGAAACGAGAAGCUAUAGUUUUUUCCUUGGCAUGUCUCUCAAGGGUGGUUAUUGAAGAGAAGAAGAAACAUCUUGAACGAAGAAUCCCAAUGGUAUCUACCUUUGCUGGAAUUGUCGCCAGUAUGGCAAAUACUUCGUUUAAGAAUCCCUCAGAAUCUAGUGUUGUAUCAAGAGAAAUAAAAUUUUACGGCGAACAGUUCAGAGUCGAUACAGCAUCCUUAAACGUUGGAGUUGAAGUGUGUGAUCUUUCUGAAGAUGAUAAAGAAGCGGUUGACGCCAAGAUGUACUCUCAUGAUAAAACUAUGUAUGAGAACUUGAAGCAGUCACUGUUUCAUAUGACAAAUUACAUACCUGUAGUUGGCAACAUUGCUCUUGGCAUAAAAUGUGCAUAUUACUUACAGGAAUGUCUUGAUGAAACUGCUGAACGAGCUGUAGAAAUACAUGCGUUAAUGACAGAAAGUUUCGCAAAGAAAUGCAUGACGUAAUUCAUGGCUUUAUGGCUGUUCCAGACAAUGUAGUUCGCAGGGAACAUUACCAAAGGUACAAAAUAUGCAAAAUAUUUACUUUGAAAAUUAUUUGAUGAAACUGCUAAGCGAGCAGUAGAAUUACAUGACCUCAUGACUAAACCUCUGCCAAAGAUCUACAUGUACACAUCUUUACUCGAAAUUCAUGGCUAAUGACUAUUUCAAACAAUAAAACCAGCUGGUAGCAUUAUCAUAAAUGUUAAAAUGUGCAAAAACAUAGAGAAAUGCCUCGAUGAAACUGCUGAAUUCGCGGCCUAAGGAAUGAAAGUCUCGCAAUGAAAUACACUUCGUAACACGAAAUACAUGCAAUACGAAAACGAAAAAACAAAACAAAAACAAAGUGAUGUACCUAUAGAAUGACGUUAGAUCCUACUUGACAAUGCGCAUCUUAUAUAUCUGGAUGAAGUAUCUUGAUUAUAUUAUGUACAUGCAGUUUAGCUCAUUUUGGGUACAACCAAUUUUGAAUUAACUGUUUCCAGUCAUAUGCCGAUGUGACUUUAUCCGAGUGAGAAUUUUUGAAUAAUUCAAUAGUCUGUGCAUCUUGCGGUACGCUAUAGACUUCUUUGUGAUUUCAAACUUGUUUUAAGGUUCGAAUCAUGUGUCAUUAGUAAUUAAAUGGUUUUGAAGAUAGUUACUCGGCAUAAAGAAACAUUAUACGUCAUAUUUUUGAAAACGUGUGGAAAGGUGAGCCGAGAGAGUUCCAGAGACAGUGUAUUUGUGUCAUUUUCUUGUGGGGACAACGGAGUGGGAUUUUUCUACCUGUUCACCGGUUUUCAAACCCGGAAGCAAGUUCAGUAAAGACUAUUUGACAGAGGGUUAUUGAGUUUGGAAUGACAAAGGCAGGUUGUACUUUAUAGAAAACUGCCAGUGUAAGAUUGUUUUGGACAUUUUUCACAAGAAAAGAGAACUUUUUGAUGAUUUUUCAGACUUUGUAUUGUCAAAGUGAGUGAAACUGUGUUUGAACAAUGGGCUCAAAAGGUAAAUCAAUAUCGGAUGUUAUUGAUGUUAGUGAAGAUGCCCAAGAAUAUGUAAACUCAAUAAUGAGCAGUCAGAUUAUUACCCGUGUAGACAAUCCUACAAACACUUCUCGCAAACGGCAUCAUUCUGAAGCUGGUAUCCUGUCUACUUCAAAGAAGGCGCGUAAUUUGACGGUGGAUGAAGUUGAUCAAUCUGAUCGUAUAUCUAAAAGACAAUUGGCUAAAGCUAAAAGAAAUCUGUAUAAUAAGGACACUGAUACUCCUGUAAAACCACCUAGUGUUGUUGUUACAGAUGCCGAUGUCCAUGUUAGUACAGAUCCUACCAUUCAACAAUUAAUAAGUAAACUUUCUUCAGACAUGCACAUGUACUUUAAUUGUUUGACAGAAAGGAUGGAUAAACUCGAAUCAGGACUUGAAGCCAAAAUUUCCAACAAAGUUUCGCAAAUAUUGGACAAGAGAAUUAAUAAUGAAGUUAAAAAGAUUCACAAGGAAGUUGAUGAUUUUAAAUGUUCAUUGAAAGAAGACAUUGCGGAGGAAUUUGAGGAAAUCAACGCUAGACUGGACAGUCUCUCAAAUUCAGAUGUCGGCAUGAGCGGGGAGAACAGUAUUGGUUUAAACGUUGUGAUACGGGACCUACCGGAACAUUCAUCGGAGGAUGUGAAAUCUAAAGUUGAUUCUCUCAUUAAAGAUGGUAUUAAAGUAAAUGUUACUUGUGAAAAUGCUGAAAGAAAAGAGUCUAAAAUAGAAGGCAAACCAGGUGUUGUGAUUGCAAAAUUCAAAAGUUACAGUGAUAAGAUGAAAGUUAUGUCUAAAAAGAGGGAUCUAGUGAAAAAUAAGAAAUACGAAAAUAUUUAUAUUAAUCAUGACCAGACAAAAGCUGAGAGGCAAAUGGCACAAAAUUUUAGAACUAUUCUAGGCGUAAUGAAAAAUAGUGGUGUUAAAAUGAUCGGUUCUCGUGUAGUGCGGUCCUCAUCAGAUCAUGAUAGAUCUAGGUAUAGCUCCUAUGACAGGUCUAAUUCUCAGGAGGAUGCGGGAAACCGGGGAAGAGAUUUCUACCAUCGCAGGAACCGUGAUAGUGACAGAGGCUUCAGUAGUGGAAGCCGUGAUAAUGAUUUCCAUAGCCGUGGAGAUCAAAGAAAUAGAACUGACUCUGUUAAUUUUUCAGGUAGUCGUGGUGAUCAGACAAAUAGAACUGACUCCUUUAAUUUUUCAGGUAGAGGUAGUAGACAUGGCAACAGUCAACAGAAUGGUAGCUACAGAAAACGUUAUGAAAAGCAAUGGAACAAUUCACAACGCCGUUAGAUUUCAAUCGGGUUUUGGAACGUUAGGGGAUGGGCAAUGAAUAAAGACAGUGAUAGUUUUAAUUUACGUGCUUUUAGUGUUUUUAUGAAAAGUGUUGAUAUUUUAGGUCUAGCUGAGACUCACCUUUUAAAAGAUAAUGUUAUAAAUAUAGAAGGUUACACUUGGUUUGGUUUUAAUCGUGCUGAUAUACAUAAAAACGCUAGAACAGGUUCGGGAGGUGUUGGUUUUUUAAUAAAAAAUGAACUCUGUGAAUUAUUUGAUGUGUGUAUUUUUGAGAAAGCUUAUGAAGGUAUUCUUUGGCUAAAAUUAACUCAUAAAACUGAUAAAUUUACUAUCUUACCCUGUGUUUGUUACCUCCCCCCAGAAAACUCUUCAAGAUAUUUUGAUGUGCAUUCCUUUUUUGAUCAGUUACUAACUGACGUUUACCGUUUUCAGAAAGAAGGCCUGAUCUAUAUCUGUGGAGAUUUCAAUAGCAGAGUAGGUGAUUUGGAAGAUUUUAUACCAGGUGUUGAUUUUAUCACUGAGCGUCAAGUUAUUGAUUUUAAACGAAAUUCAUACGGUGAUAUUUUUAUAGAGUUUCUAAUUAACACAAAUUUAUGUAUUUUAAAUGGGGGGAACAAUAUCAGAAAUGAUUAUACUUCAGUAUCGACAAAUGGCUCAGCAGUUGUUGAUUACAUUUUAGUAAGUCAAGAUAAUCUACACCAAUUUCAAGACUUUGAAGUUUGUAGAACAACAGAAAUAAUAAAUGAUUUAGGUAUAAAUGUUGUAGCUGCGGCUAGUAUACCAGACCAUUCUAUGUUACUUUGUAAUCUGAAUAUAUUAUCUGAUAACAAUUCUGAAGUGUAUUUGUAUUCUGAUGAUGCUGAUUCAUACAAACAAUGUUCCUUUGAUAAAUUUGAUGUUAGCAAUGUACCAUCAGGUUUUUUGAAUGAUUCAGUUAUGUUAAAUAAUGUCACUGAUUUGAUAAAUACAUUGGAAUCUAAUGUUUCUAAUCAAGAAAAUGUUGACAGAGUGUAUCAGAAUUGGUGUGAACUGAUUAGAAUGGAUAUGUAUGAUAAGAUUCCUUUUAAAACCGUUGCUUUCGGUGUCAAAAAUAAGAAACGUAGACCCGGUAAGCCCUGGUGGUCUCAAAAAUUGACUGAUUUAUGGUCGGAUGUUUGUGUAAAGAAAAAAAUAUGGCUUAGCUGUAAAAGUAUUGCUAGUAAAAAGAAAUACAAAUCUGAUUAUGUACAAGCUCACAAAAUUUUUGAUAGAGAAGUGCAGAAAUCUAAGCGUUUUUACUGGUAUAAUAUGCAAAACGAACUUCUGUUAGAAUGUAAUGUUGAUAGUAACAAAUUUUGGAAGUCCAUUGGUAAGAUUGGUGUUUGUUAUACUAAGUCUAAAAAGAUUCCAUUGGAAGUUGUUCUCGAAGAUGGUUCUAUUUCUACUAAUGUACAAGAUGUUUUAUGUAAGUGGGAAAAUGAUUUUAAAUUAUUGUAUAACAAUCCUGAUACUGAUGAUGCUGUCCAAUUUGACAACGAGCACAGCCAUAAUAAUGCAUAUGUUAAUGCUUUCAAUGAUAAUAUUUCUAUCCUUGAAGUUAAAAAGGCGGUAGAUGAAGCAAAACGUGGUAAAGCAGUUGGUAUAGAUGGUAUCCCAAGUGAAGUUUUGAAAAAUGAUACUGCUAUUUUAUUUCUACAUGCACUUUUUAAUACUUGUUUUAGUAAUGGCACUGUACCAACGGUUUGGGGUAAAAGUAUUGUAAACCCAAUUCCAAAAUCUUCAGCUUCUGAUCCUAGGGAUCCUAUGUCUUAUAGAGGAAUAGCACUUGCGUCAGCAAUGUAUAAGUUAUAUUGUUAUGUUUUAAAUGAAAGGUUGAAUAAGUGGGUAGAACGCAAUGGAAUUUUGGUGGAUGAACAGAAUGGAUUUAGGAAAAAGCGUAGUACAAUAGACCAAGCUUCAUCUUUAUAUAAUGUAAUAGAUACCAGGAAAAAAUUAAAACAAUCAACUUUUGCAGCUUUUAUAGAUUUCCGAAAGGCCUACGACUUUAUAAAUAGAAGUAAAUUAUGGAAUAGAUUAUGUAAUACUGGUAUAAAUGGAAAAAUGUUAAGUGCUAUAAAAUCUCUAUACUCUACAGUUUCUGCUUCAAUCAGGGUAAAUUGUUUUUCUACCGAAUGGUUUGAUGUUAAAUCAGGCUUAAGACAAGGGUGUAUUUUAUCGCCUUUACUAUUUAAUUUGUACAUUAAUGAUCUUGCUGUUUUUCUUAAAUCUUUAGACAUAGGUGUAAAGAUUGGUGAUGAACUUUUAUGCAUUUUACUAUAUGCAGAUGACAUUGUAUUACUAGCAGAAAAUGCUGCUGAUCUGCAAAAGCUGUUGAAUGCGUUACGUGACUGGUGCAAUUUAAAUGAUAUGAACAUUAAUGUCUCUAAAAGUAAGAUCAUACAUUUUAGACCACCUAGUUGUUCAAGAACUAAUCAGGUUUUUACAUGUGGUAAUGAUACACUUGAAAUAGUUGAUAGAUAUACGUACCUUGGAUUAUUAAUGCAUGAACAUCUGGACUUAAACGUUAUGGUUAAAGCUGUAGCACAAAGUGCAAGCCGUGCUCUUGGACUUGUCAUAGCCAAAUGUAAAGUGAUGGGUGGGGUUCCAUAUGACGUAUUCACAAAGCUCUACGAUACUGUAGUGUGGCCAGUUAUUAGUUAUGGUUCGGCCAUUUGGGGGUACAGGUCAUUUUCUUGUAUUGAUGCUGUUCACAAUAGAGCCAUGCGGUUCUAUUUGGGAGUAGGGAGGUAUACUCCUAAUUUGGCUCUUGCGGGGGAGAUGGCCUGGACUCCUACAAUGGUCCGUCAAUGGAAAACUGUCGCGGGCUUUGUGUGUCGUCUGUGUAACACCGCAAUGACAAGAGUUAAUAAACGGAUUGCAGUCUGGGCUAGUUCUAAAGUUCGGUGCAAAAAUUGGUUUUACUAUGUGAAAAAGAAAUUCCAAGAGUGUAAUAUUACUUUCAAUAUAAUGAGUUAUGUGUGUAAGUCAAAUGUUGUUGGUAACAUUGAGAAAUGUAUUAUGGAAAAAUAUGUUCAAGAUUGGUUUAAUGGUAUUAAUAGAAUAACUAGUAAUAGUGGUAAAGGCAACAAUAAAUUAAGGACAUACUGUACAUUUAAAUCUGAAUUUAUUGUUGAAGAUUAUUGUAAAAUUAUUCUGCCAAGAAAACAUAUGUCUGCCUUAUGUAAAUUUCGAUGUGGUGUAGCACCAAUACGUAUAGAGAGUGGUAGAUAUGAAAAUUUACAAGUUGAAAAUAGAAUUUGCCCGUUCUGUCCUAAUAUUGUGGAAGAUGAAAAACAUGUUAUUUUGAAAUGUUCCUUGUAUAAUGAUUUAAGGGAGUCUCUUUUCAGUUAUGUUGUUAAAAACAAUGAAAAUUUCAAGAAUUUGCCAGAACAAGAACAACUGAAAUAUCUGUUUACAAACCCAUUGUUAGUAAGAUCUGUUGCCAAAACUUGUUGUAAAAUUCUAGACCGUCGUAAAUUGUACUUAUGUAAAUAAUUUUACAUAGAAUUUCAGUCUUUUUUCUACUAAAUUUGAUUAGUUUUAAUCUCUUUCUGAAUGAGGGUAAAUUGUUAUUUAGGAAGUUGGUAUUAACCAUGUUGCUCUAGAUCUGAUCUGAAGUAUUAUCCACUAUCUUAAAUACUUUGUUUAGUAUUCUUUUUACUUUAACUUUUUUAGUACAUCCUUUUAAACAUGAACCAGUGAACCAGGCAGGAUUAGUGCCAACUUCACAAAUCUAUCUUUUGUCUAUUAGUAUGGUUUUUAGUACCAACUAUGUCUAUUAGUAUGGUUUUUAGUACCAACUAUGUCUAUUAGUAUGGUUUUUAGUACCAACUGUUAUAAUAAAUACGUAUCAUUGGUAGAGUACGGUUUAUAUAAAUGGUGUUUUAAUAUUUUAUGGAAUGUGACUGUCACGUUUUUAUUAAAUAUGGAUUUGACUUCCACACUUAGUGUAGUAGUACACUCUGAGGUAAUUUUAUCUCAUCAGAUUCACACACACACACACACACACACACACACACACACACACACACACACACACAUACACACUUGUCUGUAUACUUUUUAAGUAAUGGAUAUACACUCACUAACACACGCAAGCACGCAUAAACAAUCACACACACACACACAAAAAAAAAGACACACACACACACACACACACACACACACACUUGUCUGUAUACUUUUUAAGUAAUGGAUAUACACUCACCAACACACGCAAGCACGCACAAACAAUCACACAAAAAAAAGCACACACAAGCACACAUGCAUUUACACACACGAGCACACUCAUGCUUAUACAUAUAAAUACAUUGUGUGUACUGUUUUAAGUCAUCUGGUGGAUUUUAAUGUUUGUAGUAUUGUUUUUUACCGUUUUAUAUGUCUCUUAUAAUUCUAAAAUUGAAUGGCCAUUUACAUAUGUUUUAAUGUUGUGUUGUAUAUUUGUAUAUACUUAUUGUUUGUAAAUGGAAGAGACUGAAAUAAAUAAAAUAAAAAUAAUAAUAAUACACUGACAAAGUUCGGACACAGAAAACUCGUGCUACCAUAUUAUAAUUUUCAACUGUGUGGAAUUAAUUCAGUACUGUAAAGGAGAAAGUAAUUAAAAUACGGAAUUCACUUUGCAAGAGUGCGUAUAUAAUAAAGAACAUGAAAACUUGUGAAUAAAAAGAAUUAAUAAAAUUAUACAAAAUUCUCUACUCAAAAUUAAUAUAAAAGUGGACUUAUGCAUACUCUGCCUCAGACUUUCGUAUUAGGGACAUGCGUGGCUAUUUCUAUUGGUAUAUUGUUUGUGACAUGACAAUUUCAAAUAGGUGGAAUUUAUUCAAUACAGCAAAACGCCAGUAGUCUAGAAGAUUCAUAUUUCAAAAUAUAUAGCCAACAAGCGGUAUGAAAAUAGAACUGUCAAAAUUAUAUAAUAUUCUCGAUAUUGUAGUGAACUGCCUUGGAGUUUCUUUUCAGGGAAAUAUAUGUUUUGUAACAUGAUAGUUUUCAACUAGGUUAAAUUAACCAGAAUGCUAAUACUAGUAAUAUAGGAAAAAAAAUUCAAGAAAUUUAAAUGACAAGGAAGCAUUGAAAAAAUAUAAUUAUUUAAAUGAUAUAAUAUCUUCUACAUAAUAUCAAAGUAGAAUACACAGUCUUAGAAUUUCAUUUUAUUGAUAUAUGCACUGUAUGUAUUCCUAUUAGGUGUGUAGCUUGUUGCAUGAUUACGUGUUUGUAUUUGUUUUAUAGAAGUUAAUAACCUACGAAUAUAUCAUGUAUCAUAUUUCCAAGAAAAACAUAACGAUUGAAACGUUACAUGAGAAAACCUGUAUUAGUGACAUGAUAAUGAUAAUUAUUGUAUAAUAUAAGUAGUUUGAAAUACUGGAAAAUCAUUGCUUUUCUUAUGUUCAUACAGAAAUUUGAAACAGGCAUGUUGUAAUAGAGCUCUCUAAGGCAAAUCGAAUUCUACCAUAUUUUACAAAAAAAUAUAACUUGUUGAUGUUGUCACGGCAACGAAAAUUCCACAACAACCAUGUAUCAGGAAAACAUAGAGGUGUAUAGAUAAAAAGCCUGUGAUGAAAUAAAAAAUGUACGGUUAAAUCAUUUUUCAUUAAAAUCAUUUUAACUGUUUUUAGAUAUUCAAAUGCGCGAUGCUUAGUAAGUGACACGCAGAAUUUGUUGCAUAAAUGACUUGAAAAAUACACGUCAUGCACGACGACUUCAUAUUUGUAUUUUUCAUGACGUUCUUAAUUUAAAUGCCUUUGAUGACUUAAUUAAAAGCAUUGUAACUUUUGAAACAGUGAAGAUAGCUAACUUGAAAGAAAAAGAAUGUUUUUCAUGAAUAUUUAGUAAUCUCAAUUUCGACUUUUUUGUCACUUUACAGGUUUUCUCAUGGAAUGGCCCGUAUAUAAACAAGAUGACGACCGAGUGAACGAAUGAUAUGACGUGAACAGACUUGUUCCGUUACGUUUAUUGCUCGGACAAAUUGUUGUAAAUAAAGUGUUAAAAACUAUAUACAAUUAAAGUUUAUAAAGAA
Mercenaria mercenaria is the source of this 9683-nucleotide messenger RNA. Its product is annotated as interferon-inducible GTPase 1-like. The record is from RefSeq and is a predicted model, not a curated record. Gene Ontology annotation, cellular component: membrane. The coding region runs from base 3686 to 7165 and encodes 1159 amino acids. Lineage: Eukaryota; Metazoa; Mollusca; Bivalvia; Venerida; Veneridae. The transcript has 2 exons. Gene Ontology annotation, molecular function: catalytic activity; GTP binding.